AGGCAGAAAUGAAAACCCCAUGAAGCAAACUUACAAAUUGCUGUUCUGUUUUCUUUACAUCCACCCUAUGGCAUCAAAAGCACAUGUAUAGAUAAUAACAUUGAACUUGAAAAGCUAGAGGGGUGUAAGUAUCAUCACAAAAAUAUCAGCAGAAAUCAAAUAAAUAGUUGGGAAACUUUUGACUUUAUUAGUGUGGGAAGCUGGGUAAAAACUAUAUAACUGUUAGCAAGGUGAAUACAAAAUCACUUUGUGAGGCCGAUUUGUACGACGACAGAACUAGUCCAUUUUCUAGUCUUUUCCUCCUGCAAUGGCUACCGUAACUUCAAACACAAUUGCUGUUCUUUCAAUUAGUAUAAUUAUAACCAUCUCUGUUACCUCUGUAAAAGGUUGUACUUGUCAACUGAGACAUCCACAGCAAUAUUAUUGCGACGCCAAUUUCGUUUUCCGAGGAAAGGUGUUAGGAAAAUCCCCAUUCCAGUCAGCAGAAAGCUUGCCUGGACAGUAUGAGUAUCAAGUCCAGGUACAGAGAGUGUUCAAAGACCAGGUGCAGGACGGAAUACAUCGGCAAGUUAAACUUGUGACACCAGCAAUGGAGGCACUGUGUGGUGUACCAGAGUUAAUCAUCACCAAAAUAUAUCUCAUAACAGGUAAAGUACUUGAAGGCCAGAUGCAGUUAAGUGUGUGUGACUGGGUUGCAGAGUGGGAGUCCGUAACCAGACCACAACGUCAGGGAAUCAAGCAUAUGUACAAGAAAUAUUGCAGCAACUGCAUGAUCCGAGUCAACUCACCCAGUCCUCUAUCCCAUCCACUGCCUCAAGGACCAUUGGGAUAUUUUCAUGGGUGUGCCUACACUUCCUACACACACCUUAGUAUUGGCAUAGAAGAUUGUGAGGUGUCUUAUGCAAGCUGUGUGCAACGGCACAACAGUGGAUGCAACUGGCUUAAUACCACAGGUUACCAAGAAUGCUUAGAGAAAAGGAAAAUUGAGUUGCAACGAGCAACAGAAAAUCAAAAGCUUGGUUUAAACACUAUCAACCAAGAAAGCAAUUGGUAACUACCUUGCAGGUGGUAACCACUUAUCUGGAAAAAUAAUUUUAAAAAUGGGGCUGGCAACAAUUUCAUGAUUGUUUAAACUUCCCCCACUUAAACAACUAAAGAAUUGUUACAACAAGCUUUGACAAUGAAAAAAGGAUGGAAUGUUUAAACUAACAUUAUCAUAAUAGCCAAGUAUAAUAGAUCACUACAUGUAUAUAUUACUAAGCGAGGUGACAACUAAUAAUUACUGAGGUAAGAGCAAGUUCACACUGAUUAACACCUUAAAUGUACCUAAUUGACUAAAUAAUAUCAAUGAUGUCACAUCAUUGUCUUUUUGUAAUGAAUAAACAUAAUUUCCCAUUUUGAAAAAGACAAUGUCUUAUUGAUAUGGAGAUAUUUUCUUCCGUUUUUGCAUUAUCCACAACAUGAAAACAACACAAAAUUUUAAUUUCAACUGCAACAAUAUUAAGCUCAACUUUAUCGGUAAUGGAGAUGUGCAAAGACCUUUGUGCGAGCAAUAAUAAAGAAUUCUUGGAGUGUGAAAAGUAUUCCCGGGUUAUGAAUGGUCCGAGGGCAAAAACCCACAAACGGUGCGCUUCUCGUGUAUUAUCCUUUACUUAUAAACUGGAUUUUGAUCUCAUUAGUGACACUCAGUAACAUUUUGAGUGUUUGAUAGAGGUAUUAAUACUAGGUGUUACAAAAACCUCAAAAGCAAACACAGCAAGUGAUAUAUAUCAUGACACUUUUGCAUGCACAAACCUUACUUGCAAGAAGUUUAAUUAUCACAUGAACAAGACUCUUUUCUUUUAAUUCUUUUUUCGU
Messenger RNA from Patiria miniata (bat star), 1857 nucleotides. RefSeq names its product metalloproteinase inhibitor 3-like. The record is from RefSeq and is a predicted model, not a curated record. Gene Ontology annotation, molecular function: metalloendopeptidase inhibitor activity; protease binding. Gene Ontology annotation, cellular component: extracellular matrix. Gene Ontology annotation, biological process: negative regulation of endopeptidase activity; negative regulation of membrane protein ectodomain proteolysis. Bases 308 to 1054 code for a protein of 248 amino acids. Lineage: Eukaryota; Metazoa; Echinodermata; Asteroidea; Valvatida; Asterinidae. The transcript is spliced from 4 exons.